AUGUUCAAAUUGAUUGUUCUUCCGAUUUUGUUUCUUUGCGCUGAAUCGUUGCCGAUCGACCUAGAUUCAGAUAGUGAUCUAGGAGAUCUAUCGUACUCAGUUGAAGAAGAAGACCUCGACGACUACUACUCAGACGACGAAGCGAAUAAGAAAGAAAAAGCAUCUGGAUUCAAAAAGAAGAGUACGAACAAGAAAGGUACCGAAACAAGCUACGACUACGAAGAUCUCAAGAAUUAUUUGAAAUCUGUAGCAUCUCACGAUGCGGGCACUAAAAAUAAUGGUGAUGUUUUUGGAUUCAUACAAGGUUUAAUUACCAACGGUGUUGGAAUUAAAGGGAACGAGACCAGAAAAUAUAGAAAAGGCACCAAAACGCGAGGAUUCCACAGGGUACAUCAUAAAGACGAGUACAAAAAGGAUAAAGAAAUAUACGAGGAUGAUGAAACUAGUGGUGUGAUAAAGAAAGUCGGUGCCAAGGGUCUGGGUAUAAAAGUUGGGGGUGGUGCGGCUUUUGACCGGGGAUUCUACCACCACGAUCGCCAUAAAGGCCUAUACGGCAAGGAAAGGUUUUCUGGUGCCGGUAAUGACAAAAAACAGUACAGUGGCUAUAACGAUUCACAAGGACUCAAUGAAUAUUUUCAAAUAAAGAAGAAAUAA
This is a messenger RNA of Aricia agestis (brown argus), 654 nucleotides long. RefSeq lists its product as uncharacterized. The coding region runs from base 1 to 654 and encodes 217 amino acids. The transcript has a single exon. The record is from RefSeq and is a predicted model, not a curated record. NCBI's taxonomy places the organism in Eukaryota, Metazoa, Arthropoda, Insecta, Lepidoptera, Lycaenidae.